This is a messenger RNA of Brassica rapa (field mustard), 2123 nucleotides long. RefSeq names its product putative clathrin assembly protein At2g01600. Lineage: Eukaryota; Viridiplantae; Streptophyta; Magnoliopsida; Brassicales; Brassicaceae. The record is from RefSeq and is a predicted model, not a curated record. Gene Ontology annotation, molecular function: phosphatidylinositol-4,5-bisphosphate binding; clathrin heavy chain binding; SNARE binding. Gene Ontology annotation, biological process: clathrin coat assembly; vesicle budding from membrane; clathrin-dependent endocytosis. Gene Ontology annotation, cellular component: clathrin-coated vesicle; clathrin-coated pit.
UCUUUAAAGAAAAUAGAAAACGGAAUUAUACAUCGCAUCGUCUCCUUUCUCUUUCUUUGGUUGGUCACUUGUGAGUUUUCCCGGAGGUUGAAGAUUGGAGACAGAGACACGUCAUCUCCGGAUUCAUCGGGAGAGUGAGUGAAGAGAUCUGAAAGAGUCACCCUCCUUCCGAUGGGAACGCUGCAGACAUGGCGUAAAGCUUAUGGAGCCCUAAAAGACACCACCAAAGUCGGCCUUGUCCGCGUCAACAGCGAUUACGCCGAUUUAGACGUUGCCAUCGUCAAAGCCACCAACCAUGUCGAGUGUCCUCCCAAAGAUCGUCAUCUCAGAAAGAUAUUUGCUGCAACGGCGGUGACUCGUGCUCGAGCAGAUGUUGCUUAUUGCAUUCACGCCCUUUCUCGCCGCUUGCAUAAAACCAGAAACUGGACGGUACCCAUUUGCUUUGAGACUCUGUUUGAGUCAAAAAAGCUUAUUGCUUUAUUUGUGUAUUCUCUCUCUCUCUCUCUACAGGUUGCUCUGAAGACGCUGAUUGUGAUUCAUCGACUUUUAAGGGAAGGAGAUCCCACGUUCAGAGAGGAGCUACUUAAUUUUUCGCAGAGAGGGAGGAUUCUGCAGCUUUCUAACUUCAAAGAUGAUUCAAGUCCUAUUGCUUGGGAUUGCUCAGCUUGGGUACGUACUUAUGCGUUGUUUCUUGAGGAGCGGCUUGAGUGCUUCAGGGUUUUGAAAUAUGAUACCGAAGCUGAACGUCUUCCUAAGGCUACCCCAGGGCAGGAUAAGGGGUACAGUAGAACCAGGGAUUUAGAUGGUGAAGAGCUCUUGGUGCAGUUGCCUGCUUUGCAGCAGCUUCUCUAUCGUCUCAUUGGUUGCAGGCCAGAAGGCGCUGCAAACCACAACCAUGUUAUACAAUAUGCACUUGCUCUGGUGCUGAAGGAGAGUUUUAAAGUAUAUUGUGCUAUCAAUGACGGAAUUAUCAAUCUCAUUGACAAGUUCUUUGAAAUGCCAAAACACGAAGCCAUGAGUUCCCUUGAAAUAUACAAGCGUGCUGGUCAACAGGCUCGUAGCCUUUCUGAAUUCUAUGAAGCCUGUAAAGGAUUGGAACUCGCUAGGAAUUUUCAAUUUCCUGUACUAAGAGAGCCUCCACAAUCUUUUCUGAGUACAAUGGAGGAGUAUAUUAAAGAAGCACCGCGUGCGGUAGAUGCCCCAGCUGAGCCACUGCUUCUAACUUAUAGGCCUGAUGAUGGACUUCCUGACGAAGAUCCUGAACCGUCUCAUGAAGAACGUGAAGUUGUGUUGCCUUCAGAUGAUGUCGUUCUUGUAUCUGAAGAUACUGAACUUUCUCCCCCGCCUCCUCCUCCUUCAGCCAGCACUCAGUCUCAGAACAUCAUUGAUACUGAUGAUCUACUGGGUCUGAACUCUGGUGGUCCUGAUGCAUCAGCGAUUGAGAACCAAAAUGCACGUGCUUUAGCCAUAAUCCCAACCGAUGAUAACCCUGCAACACCACGUUUUGGUCACGCAAACGAUUAUGACCCAUCAGGAUGGGAGCUUGCACUGGUAACAACACCAAGCAACGAUAUAUCUGCAGCCACCGAUAGGCAAUUGGGUGGAGGCUUAGACACGCUUACACUGAACAGUCUAUACGAUGAUGGAGCCUACAUAGCCUCACAACGUCCUGUCUACGGUGCACCAGCUCCCAACCCAUUUGAGGUCCAUCAUGACCCUUUUGCAUCAUCAUCUAAUGGCAUUCAGACACCUCAGCAGCCGGCUGUCAACAACCCUUUUGGUGCUUACCAGCCAACUUAUCAUCAUCAGGAACAGCAGCAACUACAGCUAGCACUCCCAAACCCCACAGCCAAUAAUAAUCCAUUUGGUGAUUUCGGGGAAUUUCCGGUUAACCCGGUUUCACAGCAGCCAAAUACGAGCGGGUUUGGUGAUUUUGCGGUUAACCAACCUAAUAAUAACCCCUUCCACAGCACUGGUCUGCUUUGAUUUGUAUCUUCAUUGUUGUUAUUUGUGAGUAAUAUAGAAUCCCACAUGUUUGGUUUGUUCUAUCUGUUAUCUUGUAGAAUAUAUAUAUCAUAUUUGGGAUAUAUGCAUAUAUGAGUCAAUCCCUUUAUUUGCUCAAA